Dicrocoelium dendriticum is the source of this 3830-nucleotide messenger RNA. The record is from the annotation of a GenBank genome assembly. NCBI's taxonomy places the organism in Eukaryota, Metazoa, Platyhelminthes, Trematoda, Plagiorchiida, Dicrocoeliidae.
AUGGACCGUUUGCUGGGCGGCCACAAUACUAGUGACGAGGAGUUCGAGCGUCAGCUAGAGGAAGCUGAAAUAGCUCAGGAGGAAGAGCGUGAUAGACGGAAACGAUCCAGUCGGCGAACUUCCGCAGGCAUUGUUACGAGCAUAUCUUCUGGACAGUCGGUUUUUCUUGAUCAAGAAACAUCUGGUCCUGGGAAGGGUGUUCAUAGCCACCAUAAGACAACUGCUCAAUUUCCACUGGUAAUCGCUCACAGGAUAGACAAAAUCGGUGAAGAAGAAGGUUACGAUACGGAUCAUCAAGAUUACUGCGAAGUUUGUCAACAGGGUGGCGAAAUCAUGUUAUGUGAUACCUGUCCACGCGCUUAUCAUUUGGUCUGUCUUGACCCGGAGUUAGAGGAAGCUCCAGAGGGUAAUUGGUCCUGCCCUCAUUGUGAGAAGGAGGGAAUCACUUCGGGCUCAGUUUUGGAGGCCAAGGUUAACGAACCCAAAAGCUCUGGAAAAACGAACAAGCAGGCCACCGUUGCUUCACCGGAAAAAGAUGAGCACCAAGAGUUUUGCACCGAAUGUCGUGAUGGUGGUGAUCUAAUUUGCUGCGAAAAUUGCCCUGCUAGUUAUCAUAUGGGUUGUUUAGUUCCACCGCUAUCCAGCAUCCCAGAAGGUGUUUGGCUGUGUCCUCGUUGUGGCUGUAAACCCCUCAAGGCUAGAGUUUCUAAAAUCUUAACCUGGCGUUGGUUCGAACCACCAAAGGAAAAUGAUGAACUUGACCACACUCAUUCCUCACGCGAAGUCAGUUCGGGCGACUGUGUGACUGACAGAUCUGUAAAGGACUUCGUUCUAGCUGAUUCAGGCCUCAGUAGAAAACUUACUGCUGCGAUUGAUCAGCCAGAUCCCACUCAUAAUAAACUCAACAACGCCUCCAAGCCAGACGGUCCACUUCAGUCUUUGAGUUCAAAAGGCGCCACCACCGGAAUGAACAGUAGAACUUCAUUGGAUGGACUGUCCUGUACGACUACCAAACCCGUCGUUAUUCGGCGCCCUACAAGGGAAUUUUUUGUCAAAUACGUUGACCUAUCCUACUGGCAUUGUGAAUGGCUCAGUGAGUUACAGAUGGACGUGCAUCAUCCCAUUAUGUUAAGAAACUAUUUCAAAAAGAACGACAUGGAAGAACCUCCUUUGCCGGAAGAUGGUAGUGCCUAUAGAGGAAGAGCCCGUGAAAAAGCCGCUGACCCGCACAAUCUCGAAGAACGUUUUUACAAAUGGGGUGUUCGCCCUGAAUGGCUUCAAAUACACCGCAUAAUUGAUCAUCGAACUGGCCGAGGGAGUCAGGAGUGGUUCCUAGUAAAAUGGCGUGAUUUGUCCUACGACGAGUGCACCUGGGAACCUCCAGACAGUGACAUCACCGACAUGUCACGAUUUAUCGAGGAGUAUCGUACGAUGCGCCAAGUGUUCCAGGGCAACCUCUGCAUAUCCGUCGCUCUGGACGGGACCCAAUCCCUUGUCAGUAUGUCACGGAAACAUAAAAUUAACCGUCGAGCAUCUAGGGAGGCGGCGGCUGAAAAGUUGCGUCCGGAGCUUUUACGUAAACUGCCUCCCGAUCGUUGUCUUGCAGAUCUCAAGAAACAAUAUACCGUGCAACCCAAAUUCUUGGACGAAACUGGUGGACAAUUACAUGAAUAUCAACUGGAGGGUGUUAACUGGUUGCGCUUUUCCUACGGGAACAAAGUGGACACCAUCCUCGCUGACGAAAUGGGCUUAGGAAAGACCAUCCAGACCAUAGCAUUUUUAUACUCCCUGUACAAAGAAGGCCAUUCUCGCGGACCGUUUUUGGUGGCUGCCCCAUUAUCUACCAUCAUUAAUUGGGAACGUGAAUUUGAAUUUUGGGCCCCUGAUCUCUACGUGCUCUCUUAUGUUGGCGAUAAGGAUUCUCGAACUGUGAUUAGACAACACGAGUUCUCUUUCGACGAAGGCGCCAUCCGUGGGGGUUCGAGAGCGAUGCGGAUGCGUAGUGGCACUGCGGUUCGUUUUCACGUCCUGCUCACCAGUUACGAGUUGAUCAGCAUCGACCAAGCGCUUUUGGGUUCUAUCGAUUGGGAAGUGUUGGUAGUGGACGAGGCCCACCGCUUGAAAAACAACCAGUCCAAGUUCUUCAGAAUUUUGGCCAGCUACAAAAUCGCCUACAAGCUUCUUCUCACAGGUACACCGUUGCAAAACAACUUGGAGGAAUUGUUCCAUCUGCUUCACUUCAUGACCCCAGAGAAAUUCCAUGAUAUGCAGGGAUUUUUAGACGAAUUUGCUGACAUCUCGAAAGAGGAGCAAGUCAAAAAGUUGCAUGACAUGCUUGGACAGCAUUUACUUCGUCGUCUGAAGGCUGAUGUACUACAAAACAUGCCUUCAAAGGGAGAGUUUAUCGUGCGUGUCGAAUUGAGUCCAAUGCAAAAGCGAUAUUACAAGUUCAUUCUCACUCGCAACUUUGAAGCUCUAAGCUGUCGUAGUGGUGGAUCUCAUGUCUCAUUGCUGAACAUAAUGAUGGAUUUGAAGAAAUGUUGCAAUCAUCCAUACUUGUUCCCCUCGGCUGCAGAGGAAGCACAACGUCUGUUAACUGGAGUCUUUGAGGGUAACACUCUUCGCAAAGCCUCCGGCAAAUUGGAGCUCAUGAGCAAAAUGCUACGCAACCUUCAUGAGACCAAGCAUCGUGUUCUCAUUUUCUCUCAGAUGACUAAGAUGCUUGACCUACUGGAGGAUUUUCUGGAUUUCGAGGGCUACAAAUUUGAGCGCAUAGAUGGCGCAGUCACUGGACAAAUGCGACAGGACGCUAUUGAUCGGUUUAACGCUCCUGACUCACCUUCUUUCGUUUUUCUUCUAUCCACUCGGGCCGGUGGUUUGGGGAUUAACUUGGCUUCCGCAGACACUGUGAUCAUCUAUGAUUCCGAUUGGAACCCCCACAACGAUAUUCAGGCUUUCUCGCGUGCCCAUCGCAUUGGCCAAUCAAACAAAGUCAUGAUCUACCGUUUUGUCACGCGGGGUACUGUUGAGGAGCGUGUCACACAGGUGGCAAAGAAAAAGAUGAUGCUUACUCAUCUGGUCGUUCGUCCUGGGAUGGGUGGCAAAGGUUCUUGUCAAAUGUCAAAGAAGGAGCUGGAUGACAUUUUGAAGUUUGGCACAGAAGAUUUGUUCAAAGAGGGAGAGGAAGACAAAGAGGACGAGCACUGCAUCGUGUAUGAUGAUGCGGCCAUUAGUCGUCUACUGGACCGAAGCCAGCAGGGGAUGGAGGAAAAGGCCAUAGAGAUGAACGAUUAUUUAACCUCCUUCAAGGUUGCCCACUACGAGAAAAAGGGCGUGAUGGAGGAAGAGGAAGAAGAGUCUGACGAAGAGGAUGAACAUCGUGAGGUGAUCAAACAGGAAUUAGAUCCAGCCGAUCCAACCUACUGGGAGAAACUACUCCGUCACCAUUUCGAGCAAUCUCAAGAGGACCAGUCUCGAGUACUUGGUAAAGGCAAGCGCUUGCGAAAGCAGGUAAACUAUUCGGCCACCCACGAAGAGGAGGAAGAGUGGAAUCAGGCAAUAAGUGAUCACGAGAGCGAUUACUCCAACAAGGACGAGGAUGAUGAAGAGUACAACGAACGGACGGACGCUGGAGGUGAUGUGAACUGCAUGGUGCGUCGAACUCGUCGUGAUCGUGAAGGUCGACUCCCCCCAUUGUUGUGUAGGGUCAGCGGUCAAAUAGAAGUUCUUGGCUUCAACGUCAGGCAACGUCGCUCUUUCCUAAACGCCAUUAUGCGGUAAGCCACGUGUGUCUAUUUUCAUUCUUGAUAGUAUUUAUCUCUCAGUGGAUG